GUGGCCCAAAUAGUGAUUAUUAUUUUUUUUUUUACAGUCGACAUUUAGUCUACAUUUCACUUGUAGACUACACCGUGUGAGGAACUUAUAGUCUCAAAGAAGUCCACAUCUCAAGAGAAAUACAAAGAUUGUUAACUAACAGAACCGCCAGUGAACGCAGUGGCUAGAAGCUCUUUCGCGAACAGGAGCAGAGUAACUUUCAGACAAAAUCAGACAAGAGUCACUCUUCUGGAUGAGUUCAGUGAGAACAAACCGUAGGGAGGCAUACAAAACAUCUGCCAACAGGAUGGAUAACAGUGGAGAUUUUGAACGUGCGGUGGAGGAGAUGGAGUGGGAAGACGUGAUAUCCACUCUCCAGGUGGCAAUUGAUGAACUACUGGGAAACGCACCCAACCCUCCACCCUGUCCUCUUCCUGUCCCUGAUGGGCUUGUAGGAAAUGAUGCCCACCCUCAGACAGUGGAAAGUCUGAGCGGAGGAUAUGGUGGGUACUUCCCACUGGGAGCACCUCCCCACACUUGUGAGCAGCCAAGUCCGUUGAUGACUCCUUCAGGACUGAACGCUGGACAGGCUGCACCCAUCAUCUACCAAGGAGCACUGUAUGAUCAGAGCGUCAUGCAGUCAGGUCACCUGCACAGUCAGGCAUGUGCUUAUAGCCAGGGACAGUGGCCUGUGGAUGACGUCCCAAGAUCAGCAGCCGCUAGUUACCCUGCUGCUCCUCCAUACCCAUAUGGCUAUGCGCCAGCGGUGAGGCACCUUGAAGGCACGGGCCAGAGCCUGCCUCCAGUUGGAGUGCUGAAUGGACACCUGGUUUACGGGACCACAGCAGAUGUUUUCGCUUCUUCUUACUUUGCUGCUCCUCCGCUGAACACCUCCGUGUCAAACAAGGAAAACCAGUGCGAUGAAUUUCAGCCAUACGUAAAGAAGCCGCCCAAUGCAUUCAUGCUGUUCAUGAAGGCGCAGAGGCCGAAAGUUAUGGCCGAACUGAAAAUCAGCGGGAGUGUGGUGGUAAACACUAUCCUGGGACAGAGGUGGAAGUUGCUGUCAAAUGAGGAAAAGGCCAAAUAUAUUGAAGAGGCACAAAAAGAGAAACAGCUUCACUCACAGCGACACCCCUACUGGUCAUCCAAGGAAAAUUAUGGCAAAAAGAGAAGUAGGAAGAGGAACGUGUUCACCCCCAGUGUUCGAGGGUCUGCAUCUAAACUCAGAGAGGCCACUCAACGGGCCAAGAAGCUGUGUGUGACCCCAGUGCAGACAGCAGUGAAGGAGCCUUCUCCGCCACAGAGAACGUCAAUGGAGCCUUCUCUCUCUCACACAGCAGUGAUGGAGCCUUCUACAUCUCACAGAGCAGUGAUGGUGCUUUCUCCGUCACAGACAGCAGUGAUGGAGCCUUCUAUCUUACAGACAAGCGUAAUGGAGGCUCCUGACACACAGGCAGCCGUGAUGCAGCCGCCUCACGUGCAGGCAGCAGUGACUCUGCAUGUGUGUGACUUCUGUCACCUGCCACAUGUGUAUAAGACCUACUGGCUGAACUCUCCAACAGCAACAGCGUCCACAGUGCUGAUCCACCCUGCUGGUCUCACCCGCUGCACCGACUAAAACACAUACAUUGGAGCCCAGCCACUUGUUCACUGAUGAUGGAGCAGCUUGAGCGAUUGUGUUUUUCUGUCUUUUUCUUUCCUGUGUGAGAAAUAAAGUUGCUCUGAAUUACAAACUUA
This is a messenger RNA of Micropterus salmoides (largemouth bass), 1716 nucleotides long. Its product is annotated as transcription factor 7-like 1-B. Gene Ontology annotation, molecular function: RNA polymerase II cis-regulatory region sequence-specific DNA binding; DNA-binding transcription factor activity, RNA polymerase II-specific. Gene Ontology annotation, cellular component: beta-catenin-TCF complex. Lineage: Eukaryota; Metazoa; Chordata; Actinopteri; Centrarchiformes; Centrarchidae. Gene Ontology annotation, biological process: regulation of transcription by RNA polymerase II; canonical Wnt signaling pathway. The coding region runs from base 233 to 1597 and encodes 454 amino acids. The transcript has 9 exons. The record is from RefSeq and is a predicted model, not a curated record.